This is a messenger RNA of Callorhinchus milii (elephant shark), 1870 nucleotides long. RefSeq lists its product as uncharacterized. Gene Ontology annotation, molecular function: DNA binding. The transcript is spliced from 9 exons. Bases 420 to 1706 code for a protein of 428 amino acids. Lineage: Eukaryota; Metazoa; Chordata; Chondrichthyes; Chimaeriformes; Callorhinchidae. The record is from RefSeq and is a predicted model, not a curated record.
UGUGUGUCAGGCGGUGGUGUGUUUGGGGGCGGAUCCCUUCUCCAUCAAAUACAUUCCCAUGUGGUUUGGAGUAUUUGGCGGCUGCGCAGACUCGGCCUCUGUGGCAGUGGCGGUGACAGUGACGGAGUGGGAGUUUGUGUGUUAUUCUCUUGUGUUAAAGCGCCAUCUGAGCGGCGGCGGGAAAAGGACAAACCGACACAGAGGAGAUCUGUGCGGCUCAGUGCACUAUGGCGGCUGUGAGCGAUUCACACUUUAGGGUUAAAGUAGAAGAUGAUACAGAAGCUGUAAUAUUCGAUGGAGCUGAAAUGGUUGAUAUUCAGAAUGGUUCACCUUCCUUAGCUCCUGAAGAUCAAUCACAAGUGAAUUACCCAAAAGAUAUCUAGCUGCAGUUGCUUAUGUAAAGAAACCAGAAGAAGAAGAUGCAUCGAAUGUCUCUAACAUUAAUACCGUGGAGUCUUCAGGAAACCUGCAACAAGAGUGCCUUUCUAUCAGAAGCAAUGUUUUACCUGCUAGCACAACACAAGAGGACAGAUGGAGUGGAGGCCAGUACUGUUAUAGUUACAGGCCAAAAAGACGAAAAAUAUCAACACUUAUCCAUAAUGUGCCUGAAGAGAACACCAGGGACUCUGGAGAUUACACACAAUAUGAAGAAAAUGGAGACCAUGUUUAUGAUUACAAUCCUGACUAUGAGUGUGCCAGUGAAGCGUCCGAAGGGUCUUAUGUUGCAGAUCAACAGAGGACUCUGGUGGAGGUUCUUAAUUACUGCCAGGGUCACAGAGAUGCAGCAAGGAAGGGGGAAACCCAUGUUUUUUGAACCGAGAGUUAUGACGGUGUCCUAUGGAAAUACCCACCAGAUGCCGCUGAACCAAAUGAGGAAUCAAAAGCCAGUGGAAAGAGAAGUGAGGAUCCGAAUGCCGCCACCUGAUCUGGGGUCACGUUCUUCCCCAGUCCGGAUACGAGUGCAGAAGGAACCGAUGAAAGUCACCAUUCCAGCCAAGGGUGUCCACUCCACUUCUCAGGCGCAGAGCCUGUAUACCUGCCGAGCAAGAAGAAGCCCACCUCUGCCCACUAUUCACUCUGUCCAAUCUUUAAAAGAACCGACAAUGCAGUAUUCUCCCGCUACUGGGAUGCCUGACUUUACCCAAGGCAACACUAUUCUAGUGCAAGACAGCAGGGUGCAUGUUUCCUCUGGUACCAAUGAUAUUGUCAGUUCCACUGCAAGGCACUACCCAGAUGGAAGCUUUCUGCAGGAAACAUUGGAUAACAUCAACACUCUGAAUGAUCCCAGGAGGCAAAAUAGCUUUUCUAAGGCUGAAGAACUUCCUUCAUCGUCGAGUGCAGCCAGUAUGAGUUUUGAAUAUUUGGGUGACCUCAGCCGCAAUGUAAGGGUGCCAGCAGCCUUCCUAAUGAAGGCCCGACAGAAAACAAAGCCAAAGUACGUAGCGCGUUACCUCAUUCGCACGAUGUUUCCAAAGGAGACGCUGAUGUACAGUAAUAUGCAAGGUGACAGAGCGAGGGCAAUAAAACCAUUGGAUUCUAACAAGAUCGCCGCAUUAAGAGAGUUUCUUUGUAUGCUUUUUCCAACCUAUGAUUUGAGUGAACAAGGCAAAGACUGGAAGAUUUGUGUCUCCAAUGUAAAUUCCAUGAUACGUAGCCUGCGCUGUGAAAUCCGAAGAGGAGCAGUAAGUAGUGUCAACAAAGAAUAGUUUGAGUGCAUUAGUGGCAACUACACAUCAGAUUGGUUUGGGUGUAUGUUGGAGAACAGAUAAAUGUAUCCCGAAAUGUUUUUUUCGUCUUAAUCGACCAAUCCAUUUCUGUUUGCUGUACAUCAGUGGUGACUAACCUCUCUUGUUGGCCAACAAAAUCAAUG